Messenger RNA from Emericellopsis cladophorae, 666 nucleotides. RefSeq lists its product as uncharacterized. The record is from RefSeq and is a predicted model, not a curated record. The coding region runs from base 1 to 666 and encodes 221 amino acids. The transcript has a single exon. Lineage: Eukaryota; Fungi; Ascomycota; Sordariomycetes; Hypocreales; Bionectriaceae.
AUGCGUCUCAUCAACCUCACAUUCAGCAUCCUUGCGGGUGAAGCCGCUCUCGUCUUCGCGGCGCCGGCUGGCUCGGACCCCAACGCAUGCUGCUGCUGUGAUAUUUCACAACCAGCCAUAGUUUGCACCAGCAGCAUCGAUAUCUCCUUGUGCUCCUGCCUCGCCGUGGAGUGCCCAUCAGACGCCCCCGUCAUCUGGCGCGACCUCGACGAGAAGCCUCCAUGUCUACCUACGCCUCCAGCACCGGCGCCCGAGCCCACCUUGCCAGCACAGGGCGACACCGCCGACUGCUGCUGUUGCAACAUCGGCAAAGGGGCCAUAGUGUGCGACUCUAGACCUGUCGACGAAGGCUGUAUCUGCCCUCUGGUUCUUUGCCCAUCCGACGCACCCACCAUCCGGGCUGAGCCUGACAUGCCCAUGCCCACGCCUACACCUUGUCUCGCACCCUCUCCCGAGUCUCAACCUCCCGUCGAAGCACUCAAUGCCGAGGAGAGCUUGGCGGAGUGCUGUUGCUGCGACAGUUCCCAGCCCGCCAUCUCUUGCCGCAUGGUACCCGAGGAGGAGGGUUGCUUCUGCGCCGCUGUGGUCUGCCCCGAAGGCGCACCAACUGUCUGGCCCGAAGGCAUGCCUGAGAUGACCUCGAUGCCCGAGGCACCAGCCUGUUGA